CGCAGUCGAUGUAAACAAACAGAGGCAGCGCGGCCAUUACUGGAGAAGUUGGACCUAACCUGACCAGUUUGACUUCUUCUACCAUCGAAGAAAUCAGCUCAGCAGCAGAGCCGUAGAACCGAGCCGAGAGGACAUGAAGGACCCGAACUUCAACACCUCCAACAACGUGAUGCCAGCAGGAGAGGUGAUCCUCAGCAGCCAGUUCGGUUCCGAGGAGAACCCAUUCGCGGAGUAUAUGUGGAUGGAGAACGAGGAGGAGUUCAACAGACAGGUGGAGGAGGAGUUGUGGGAGGAGGAGUUUAUCGAGCUGUGUUUCCAGGAGAUGCUGGAGGAGGAGGAGCAGAGGGAGUGGUUCAUCCCAUCCAGGGACCUCCCCUCUCUGAACAUCCACCAGCUACAGGAGCAGAUCAGUCUGCUCGUUCUGGACGCUGACGGGGACGUGCACGCCGACGCCUUCGAUCUGGACAUGGCGAUGAAGAGCAGCCUGAAUCCCAACGCGAAGGAGUUCACUCCGGGCAUCCAGAAACACGCCAUGUGAUGCCACCAGACCCCGCCCCCGAGUCUCAGUCCGCACUGUGACAUCAUCACUAAGAUGUCUGCUGUAUUUUCCAGACGCCUCUCGAACCUUCAGCCUGACGUGUUGCCAAAGUUCUGCUGUCGCCUCCCGUGUGUUCUGAGAAAAGUUGGGUUUUGUCACUUCCUGUUUGCUCCAUGUGUCUGAGGAAAACUCUGAAUGUAAAUCAGCCGACAGCGGCGUCACUGACGGCUUCUUCUUCUUUUAUUUUAGCACUUUUUUCUUCUAUAAAACCCAAAAUCUACCUGAGUGUUCUGGUUCUGUUGGCUCACCUGAAACUGACCCCUUCCUUGUGUUUGAAACCUUCUCUGCUCCCGGGUCAGUUUCACCAAGUUAGAGUCCGAUCCAAGUUUGUCCAGUCAGGGUUGAUGUGUGUGUGUUUUUCCCCCAGCAUCCUUUGCGUUUCUGCUGCUUCAUUAACUGAUGUAAACUUUUUUCUAAACGCACAGAAAGUACUGUAUAAAAAGUCAUAUAAAGUUAAAAAAUAUGUGUAAAAAAAAAAAAA
Messenger RNA from Nematolebias whitei (Rio pearlfish), 1079 nucleotides. RefSeq names its product polyadenylate-binding protein-interacting protein 2. Gene Ontology annotation, biological process: negative regulation of translational initiation. Gene Ontology annotation, molecular function: mRNA regulatory element binding translation repressor activity. Gene Ontology annotation, cellular component: cytoplasm. Lineage: Eukaryota; Metazoa; Chordata; Actinopteri; Cyprinodontiformes; Rivulidae. The transcript has 4 exons. The coding region runs from base 134 to 538 and encodes 134 amino acids. The record is from RefSeq and is a predicted model, not a curated record.